AUUUGAUUUUUAAAUUGAUGGUAAAUAGUAAAAUUGUAUUCCAGACCUGACAUAGCGGGUCUUCGGCCUAUGGUACCCAGACCAACUCCCGCCCUGGAAGAUCUGGAAGCAACACCCAGAAGGCAACAGUCGGUGGAUGCAGAAGCCAUAAGAAUUGUGAUACAUGAUGUAGAUUCGGGAACAGCAGCGGCGGCCCAGAAACGGGUGGUUUUAAGAAGGGACCCAACAGAUAAAGCGCAUAGAAGAAGGAACCCUUACGUUGGUGACGAAGAUCAAAAAGCAAAAGAAUCCAUCGUCAAUUCACGACACUUACUAGCUCGAGGAUUCGGAAUGCGUGUUGUGGGAGGUAAAACAGCUCCCGACGGUCGUCUUUUCGCCUACAUUGUGUGGACCGUCCCAGGUGGACCAGCGGAAAAAGGAGGCCUCCAACAGGGUGACAAGGUCCUCGAGUGGAGCGGCGUCUCCCUGAUCGACCGCUCUUUCGAAGAGGUGUGCGCCAUCAUGGAUCGCACCGGAGACACCGUCGAUCUGCUCGUCGAGCACGCCACUGACCUAAGAAUGUGCGACCUGCUGGAUGAUCCGAUCCCUCCGCCAACCACUGCAAUAACAGGGAGGAAACCCUCCGAAGCAAAUAUUUCCGCGUUGCAUAUAGAACCAUCAGACACGGACAAGGCGCCAUCAUCACCGACAAGACGAAAACUACCUAAAACGCCGGAACAACUAGCUCGUGAACGAAUGGUUUCUGGCAGAAUUCAAAUUCAGGUGUGGUACCACGAUGAGAGAAAAGAACUAGUUGUAUCUGUACUAGCUGGAGACGAUCUAGCCGCUAGAGAUGACAGUUUAGGAUUCGGUUCCCUUCCCGAAGCUUAUGCCAGAUUAUGCCUUCUUCCACUAACUGCUGAAGAACAUUGCGUACAAACAGAAGUAGCCCCAGCCAGUCAAAACCCCAUAUGGAAUGCAAAUUUGAGUUUCCCCAACGUACCGGGCGAAGAACUGAUGGAACGCGUAUUGGAAAUCACUCUAUGGGACCUUAUUCCGCACAACGAGCAUGCUUUUCUCGGAGAAUGCUCCGUCGAUAUUCAAAAAGCAUUUUUAGACGAUAGAGCUGUUUGGUGUCGAUUAGAAGACCCCAGACAAAUGAGAGGAAAAUCUCCUCACACUUCCCCAAGAGGUUCCGUUGCUGGGACAGGAAAGAGGAACGAUUUUGGUAACCAGAGGAGUGUUUCGGAUGACGUCGAUUCAAUUGGAGAAUGCGCUAGUCUCCUUCAUCCAGACCAUGCAUGGGGAUCCCGUAGAGGAUCGUCGCAAUCUGAACAACUCGAAGUAGAAGUUUACGAACUUGGAAAGGAUUUUUCGAGAUCCUUACCGGGUUCCAGACGGUCAUCAUUUCAAUCAGCUCAAGAACAGCAAGAAGCAGAAAAACCUGCUGUUCCACCACCUGCUUCUUACAGUAGGGACAGAAGAAGAAGCAGUUGCACCAGGAUGCUGAGAGACCCAGAGGAAAUUUUGAAGUCUCUGAAGGCUGUGAAAGGGGAACUGGGACGAACUAUGAGUCUCACCGGAGAUAAAAAAAAUAGACGUUCAAGUGGAGCAGGUCGGGAUUCCCGCAAGGAAAGCGUAAUCGAGGUUAAUGAACCAACCAGAGAGAGCCCACCUUCAAGCCCUGAACGCACGUCCCCGCCCCAAUUAGGUCCAGGCCAGAUUAAACCCCGAGGCUUUCGCCUCUCGAGUACCAAGCCAGUAGAAAUAAAAUUAGGUCUACUCAUGACUAAAGGACAAUUAGAAGUAGAAGUAGUUUGUGCUCGGCAUAUCCCAGCGAAAGAUAUCCUUCCAGAUACCUACGUAAAAUGUUAUUUGCGAGAUGGUGACCGUUGGCUCCAGAAGAAGAAGACCAGGGUUGUGAAGCACACUUGCGAGCCCCAGUUUAGGCAAACGCUCAAGUACCAAGCUUGCGAUGUUUUAGGGAGGAGCUUGGUGGUGAUGUUGUGGGAGAGGCAAGGAGGAUUCGAGCAUAAUCAGGGAUUGGGAGGAGCCGAAGUAGCUUUAGACUCGAUCACUUUAACUCAUCUAACGACGGGCUGGUACCCGUUGUUUCCGAUUCACUCAUUAGGAUCUGACUCAAAUGAUUCGCCUUGACCUGGGAUGGAUAGUCCGUCGGAAAGUUCUGCAGAGUAAUGGGUUUAUGUUUAGUUCCAGAUUCUUCCUGUUUGAUUUUAAAUAUUUCUCAGUUUGUAAUAUCUUUUACGACGUUUUACUCGUUGUUCCUGAAACUCCUCACAUAUAGUAAAGGUCUGUGACAGUUUGAAGAACUAAAGAACCAAAUAAAGUUGCAGAUAUUACUAUUCUAAACAGUAAUAAUUUCUAGUAUUCUCAAUCUGUCGCAGGACUAAGCGAAAUAUCAUUAAAAUUAUCGUUUAAGCAUUAGUGGUUUUGGGUAGUUAAUUAUGUAAUAUAGAAAUUUAUUGUAAUGCUAGUAAAGUAAAGAG
Psylliodes chrysocephalus is the source of this 2486-nucleotide messenger RNA. Lineage: Eukaryota; Metazoa; Arthropoda; Insecta; Coleoptera; Chrysomelidae. The record is from the annotation of a GenBank genome assembly.